AUGUCUCCACUCUCUGGGAAAACCACGCGGAAACCCGCCAACCCGCCAACAAACGAUGCCGAAUCGUUACAGGAUCCUACCGUCUCGUCCAGUUUCAACGCGGUAUCAGAAGAAGAUGCAGCUCAUAAGUCAGACGACUGUGUAUCUUCAAGUGGUACUAUAGGCCAGUUUUCGUUUGCUCCGGCCACCCAGACAACCGUCGUGACGACCACGACGACUACGACGACCAAGUUUCCGCCAUUUGUGAUGAGACCUCCUCGGUUUGCUGGACAGCUGGACCCAAAGGUCUAUCCCCUAGCUUCCAUGCCGACCCCAGCACCGCUUCGAGAUAUCCGCUUUAUCCUAAAUGGAAAAUCGGUUAUUUUUCGAGAAGCCGACGAUGUUUCUGGCAUCCUGAGUAAAUUCAACGAGCAGCAGGAAACUUUGAGAUCGUCUGGAGCAAUUCAUUCAAUGCUUCGCAAUUCACCAGAAAACAACCCAACAGGUGCCACGAAUUCUAAACUUCUAGUUCGAAGUCAACCCUCGAGAUCAUCAGACAUACAGCCACGACCUCCUUUUCCGCAGUCACGCCCUACCUCUAAUUCUACCAAACAGCCACACUCAACCACCCAUUCUACCUCUGAAGAACAAGCACAACAAGCCGGCCCUGUACAACCGGCUUUACCACGACGCUAUGAAUUACCCCAGCGAGAUGUAGGCCUAGCAACCCCAGAAACAGAAAAUACAGGCUUCUUACUUUGUAAUAAGGGUAAACGAAAUCAACGAGCCCGCUCAAUGCUAGGAAAGCAAUACCCAGAAGAGCCGCCUAGUGUCGACCGUCAGCAGCCAAAUGUUUCUGGAAUAGUCAGCCCUCUGGUACCUUCAGAUAAGGAGAGCAAUGGAGAUAGCUGUGGAGAUGGUUUAGAAAGAUCUCCACUUCUGGAGAAACAGAAUAAUAUGACUACUGCCCAGGCCGCGGGUCGCUCUGGAAAUACACAGCCAAAUAACGAUUCAACGGAUUGCAACUUACGAAAGACUACGAAAAUGAAGUUACAGAUGAAAUCGCGACGUAACAAACAAACGUUACUUGGAUUAGAGCCCUCCAAUUCACAAAAUAUGUGUCUGCCAAGCCCCAGCCUCUCGCCAAUAGCCCUUAUGAAUGCGCAACAAUUGGAAGAAGCCUCAGACUCCAUAGAAGAUAGGGAUGCAGAUUCUAGCCUAGACGAGCUGCCGAAACCUAGUAGUAGAGGAAGUCGCGCGAAAAAGGCUAAGAAGAUAAUGGACUACAGCAAGAGGAUUGCUGCUAGGGGUCGAGUGCCAUUGUCGCCCAAUUCGUCAUUGCUGGAUAUGCCUAACAUGUUAAGUUCCUUCGAAUCGAUACCGGAUGAACUCAAGUCAUACAUGAUGUAUCAGUUUCUCCGCAGAUGCCCGAAAUCGACACUUCACCUUGUCGCAAAUGUUGUCAACCCCGCGUUAAAAUGCGACUUCCUAUCUAACCUACCAUUAGAGCUUGGUCUAAAUAUUGUGAAAUAUCUUGAUGUGAAAUCAAUGUGUCGUGCCUCUCAGGUCUGCCGAAAAUGGAGGCAUAUCAUCAAUUCCGACGAAAAGACAUGGAAGGCACACUUCGUUGCUGAUGGGUUUGUCCUCCCCGCUGGGGAAUUACAGCAAGCUAUCGAACAAGGCUGGGGAUGGCAGUUUUCUAUGUCACCUAGUGAUGGCGAAAAGGACCUCCGUGCCCAAUCUUUCAAGUCGUCUGAUAGUGAAUAUUCCUCGUCAAGUGCAUGGAAUCCUGAUGUGACAGACUCCAAGCUAGCAACUCUCCCAACGCCGUUUUCUCCAUCACCUCGCCGACUGAAGCGCAAGGCCACGACCCAUUUGAACGGUAGAAGAGCUACCAAACGUGCAGAAACAGUUCUCCCAUCACCAGUGGAUGAUAAGGCCACUCCAUGGUUGCAGCAACAACUUACUGCAAGUGAGAACCCGUUCAUUGCUGCUAAUGCAGCCGCUAUGGCUCUGCCGUACCCCGAUUUUGGGUUGCCUUCCUUGAAGAGUCUACAUCUCUAUAAGACUCUUUAUCAAAGGCAUUAUUCCAUAAAGCAUAACUGGAUGCGAGAAGAUGCUAAACCGUUACACCUCGCAUUUCGCGCCCACGAUCGCCAUGUCGUUACCUGUUUGCAGUUUGAUACAGAUAAAAUCUUGACUGGAAGUGACGACACAAACAUCAACGUGUAUAACACCAAGACUGGGGCUCUACAAUCAACACUCCAGGGACAUGAGGGUGGUGUCUGGGCAUUAGAAUAUUAUGGUAACACUCUUGUUUCAGGUUCGACAGAUAGGUCCGUUCGAGUCUGGGAUAUCAAGGCAGCAAAAUGCACACAAAUUUUCCAUGGGCAUACAUCUACAGUCAGGUGCUUGCAAAUUCUAUUACCUGUUGAGGUUGGAACGCUUCCGGAUGGCACCCCAGAGAUGAUGCCCAAGGAACCGUUGAUUAUCACCGGGUCACGCGACUCCACCCUUCGAGUUUGGAGACUCCCAAAACCCGAUGAUCCAACGUAUUUUCAGGCUGGGCCUGCGCAGGAUGAUGGUGCUUGCCCUUACUUCAUUAGAGUGAUGGUAGGGCACACACAUUCAGUCCGGGCCAUUGCUGCACAUGGCGAUACCCUCGUUAGUGGAAGUUAUGACUGCACAGUUAGGGUUUGGAAAAUAUCCACAGGUGAGGCUGUUCAUUGCCUACAAGGCCAUAGUUUCAAAGUCUACAGUGUAGUUCUAGAUCAUCAGAGAAACCGCUGUAUCAGCGGCUCGAUGGAUCAUAUGGUUAAAAUUUGGUCUCUUGACACCGGGGCCGUUCUCUAUAACCUGGAAGGGCACACGUCUCUUGUUGGGCUUCUCGACUUGAAUGCCGGGCGUCUCGUCUCGGCCGCAGCAGACUAUACCCUUCGAAUUUGGGACCCUGAAAAUGGCCAGUGUAAGAACACGUUAACCGCACAUACGAAUGCCAUAACUUGCUUCCAGCACGAUUCCCAGAAAGUUAUUUCCGGCUCUGACAGGACACUGAAAAUGUGGAACGUGAGAACUGGGGAGUGUUUGAAGGACCUUCUCACUGAUCUCAGCGGCGUCUGGCAGGUCCUUGAUUUCGGUGCAUACCGUGAUGGCACGCCCCCUCAUAAACUUGGCCAGCGAAUAGUGGUUGAUCAAAAUGGCGAAGAAAUUAACGACGAUCCCAAACCUCCUGUUGACGAGGAAGCAUCAGAUGCCUAG
Microsporum canis CBS 113480 is the source of this 3237-nucleotide messenger RNA. RefSeq names its product cell division control protein 4. The record is from RefSeq and is a predicted model, not a curated record. NCBI's taxonomy places the organism in Eukaryota, Fungi, Ascomycota, Eurotiomycetes, Onygenales, Arthrodermataceae. Gene Ontology annotation, molecular function: protein binding. Bases 1 to 3237 code for a protein of 1078 amino acids. The transcript is spliced from 3 exons.